UUUUAGCACAGCUUACUCUAUGUAGUCCUCAUUAUCCAUUAUUGCAAAGAUCAAGGACUGGAUUUCAAUAUACAUAAGAAAUGCUCUUCGAUUUCUAGAUGACUGCCCCGCUUUCGGGAUAUUUCUGAGUCACAAUUCAGAACUCAGAACUCUCAACUCAGAACUCAAAGCCCCGAGUCAGAAGUGUGCUCCAGCUCACAUUAGCACUGUGUUAUCAGCUAUCAGUGCACUAAAUAAUAAGUCAUUGCCGAAUGAAAACAUUGUGUUCCCAAGUGGGAGGACAGGUGAACUUCAGCAGACAGCUUGGGAUCCAAUUGGCACGCAUAUAUGAUAACAGAUACCAUGCCAAAGUGGACUAGGUGUCGGGACAGGCCUACAGAUAUUCCCUUGAUUAGAUAAACUAGCUAGGGGAUAUUGGUAAAAAUACAAGCACAUGCGACUAAUGAAUUGAAUCGUAAACGUGAAUACUAUGAAGUCGUUGACUUUCUUUGGCCCGGGGGAGUUGCUUUUGUCGGUUCGAUCUACGCGUUCUUUAAUCCCCAUUCAGCUGGCUAAUAGAGCGCAGAACUGGUUUCCCCGAUCCAGAAAUACUCCACCGGGUGAUGUAACAGAGAACUCCACUUUAUGUGAUCCACAGACGACUCGUAAACAUGUCUAUGACACACGACCUGUAACGGAACCCAAAACCAUGAGUCGCACCCGAUCGAAAAAGUUCCUAAGCCAUUAAUAUCACACCGAAAGAAAAAGUCCAGCCCUUAAAAUUUGGGAACCAAGAAGAGAAGCUGAUUUGAGAAACAAAUUCGAAUAAAAAAAUAUUUGUUGUAAAGAAUGAAGGAAAUUAGAGAUUAAGGCAGCGGAUGUUAAACUGCGUUCAAGGGCACAUUUUUCAAAAGAUUUUUGCUGGCAACUAAAAAGCUGUGCUAUAUCUUUUUCUUCAGUGGCACCGCCCAUCUUCAUAUGCAUACAAAUAACGUCAUAUAUCAAAGAGCACUAACGCGGGAUAUUGAACUCUUCGGAUUCAUUUGGGAAAAUGCAGGGCUGGCAGAACGAUUAUGGAAGUGGACUGGACUGAGAAGUGGAGGCAUCCCACAAAGCCCCCAUAUGCAAAUUAAUGAGCGCAGUUAUUAGAACGGUGCUUGAUCGAUCCAAAAUCGAGAUCGAAAUCGAGAUGAACAGAAAAGAAAGGCAUCCCAAAUUUGGGCCAUUGCAUGGGUUAUUCUAAUGAGCAAACCGGGCAGAAGAUGUGGGAUUAUCACAGAUGCACCGCCUAUAAAAGGGGAAUGCAGCUGCAGUGGUCAGGUUAUUCCGAGAGAGAUCAUGGAUCGAAGAGUGACAGCGAUUGGUUUGGUUAUCCUGCAGCUGCUGGUCAGCGGCUUCUGCUUCCAGGAGAAGGCUCCGCUGCAGACGAGCCUGGUCAGCGGACAGGCCAGGAACGACAAGCAGCAACAGGUGCUGGACGAUCCGCUGGGAAGUGGACGCGGAAUUGAAGACCACCUGCUGAAGACCAUUGGUAAGGGCGGCAUCAAGCUGGUGAUGGCCUCGGGCGCCCCGACGACCACCCCGAAACCGUCAGUACAACACCAUUACUAUUAUCCACCAGAGGAUCAGCAGCACCCACGGCAGUACGGCUAUCCGCCGCCCUGGUCGCCAGCACCGGGCCCUUAUCCGCCGCCUCCACAGCGUCCCUGGGGGCCACCACCGCCACCCGGACCUCCGCCGCCAGGACCUCCUCCGCCGGCACCCUACUACAAUCCCUACUACAAUGGCUUCAACUACUACGGCGCAUAUGGCGGCUAUGGCUAUGGGGGCUUUGGCUAUCCCGGCUACUCAGGCUAUCCUGGCUAUCCCUACUAUCCCUUCUAUCGCUCCUCGACGGCUGGGGAGGUCGAUAACCAGCUCCCCGGCGCCGAUGGACUCGCUUCCGGCGCCAUUCCUGGCGUUUUCCAGGGCAGGGCCGUGCUGUCCCACCAGAACUUCCUCGACGGCAGGAACAACGCAAACAUUGUGCCCCUUUAUCACCUGCUCCAAAUGGCCAGAACCUAAAGUACUGUAA
This is a messenger RNA of Drosophila santomea, 2053 nucleotides long. Its product is annotated as protein tfg-1. The record is from RefSeq and is a predicted model, not a curated record. Bases 1222 to 2043 code for a protein of 273 amino acids. The transcript has 5 exons. Lineage: Eukaryota; Metazoa; Arthropoda; Insecta; Diptera; Drosophilidae.